AUGUUCAAAUCGGGAAAGCCAUAUUUCGGCCUUCGAGGCGGAUGGCUAACAUUCUGGAUCACGCUGGCCUGUGGUGCCGACAUGACCCUCUAUGGAUAUGACCAAGGAGUCUUCAGUGGAGUCGUGAUCUCAAAAGACUUUCUUCGACUGCACAAUCUUGAAGGGCCAUCUAAGACGACUUUACUCGGCACUGUCACCGCUAUCUAUGACGUGGGCUGCUGUCUCGGAUCGCUCUCCGCCUACUGGCUUGGAGAGCGGCUGGGCCGCAGAAACACCGUCUUGCUGGGCACCACCAUCAUGUCAAUUGGUGCUCUUCUGCAGGCCAGCUCCUACAGCCUGGGCCAAAUGAUGACGGGUCGAAUCAUCGCCGGAGUCGGCAACGGUCUCAAUACAUCGACCGCACCCAUUUGGCAGGUUGAAACAUCGAAAGUCCAGUUGCGAGGGAAAUUGGUCAUCCUAGAGAAUGUCCUCGUACUCGUGGGCUUUUCUCUUGCCAAUUGGCUUAACUACGGUCUCUCUUUCGCCAGUGGUCCUGUUUCAUGGCGCUUUCCCUUAUCAUUCCAAUUCGUCUUUAACAUACUUUUAUUUUGCACAGUUCCAUGGCUACCCGAAUCUCCUAGAUGGCUUAUCGCCCAUGGUCGUGCAAAUGAGGCUGUACAGAUUAUUGCGGAUCUUGAAGAUAAGGACAGCAGCGAUGCUUUUGUUCAGCUUCAAAUGAACGAGAUCCAAUACAGCGUAGAGUACGAGCGAGCAAAUAGUGUCAGCUUCAGCGACAUUCUGCGUGGACGAGCCCAUGAAAAGUCGGGCACAAAGACAGUCCGCCGUCUCAUUCUUGGCAUGGGAGCUCAAGCGAUGCAACAAUUUUCGGGCAUCAAUGUGACUUCCUACUAUCUGCCAACGGUACUCACCAAGUCCGUCGGGUUGGACGAGUCUUUGGCAAGGCUUCUCACAGCAUGCAAUAGUGUUCAAUACCUACUCUUCUCCAUGGUCGGCAUCCCGAAUGUCGAGCGAUGGGGUCGUCGAAUGCUUAUGAUGUUCGGCGCAGCAGGGAUGUGCUUCUGCUACAUCUUUAUCACGGCUCUCAUCCGGUACAAUGAGAUGCCUGGCUAUGCUCAUCGGCAGGAAGUGGCUUCGGCAUCUGUGGCCUUUUUCUUCUUGUAUUAUGUUUUCUUCGGGAUUGGCAUGCAAGGUGUGCCGUGGUUGUACCCCACUGAAAUCAACUCGCUCACAAUGCGGACCAAAGGAGCUGCGCUGGGAGCAGCUACAAACUGGAUCUUCAAUUUCAUGGUUGUCGAGAUUACUCCAACCGGAAUUCAAAAUCUAGGCUGGCGCUUUUACAUCAUUUGGAUCGCUUUGAACGCGGCUAUGGUGCCCGUGGUUUAUAUGUUUUAUCCGGAGACAGCCGGCCGCACUUUGGAGGACAUGGAUGACUACUAUCGCGGCAAUCCUCCUCUUCUGGCCUGCCUUGACAAGGAAGCAAUCUCUAGCAAGCGUCCCGAGAGAUACCAAUCUCGAGAUGAACAUAUCAUUCGGGCCAAAGAAGGAGGCGAGACGGCGCAACACCUGGAAACAACAGAAGAUGUCGAAACUUGA
Molecule: messenger RNA, 1593 nt
Organism: Penicillium lagena
Lineage: Eukaryota; Fungi; Ascomycota; Eurotiomycetes; Eurotiales; Aspergillaceae
Product: sugar porter family MFS transporter
Exons: 5
Coding region: 1-1593 (530 amino acids)
Biological process (GO): transmembrane transport; carbohydrate transport
Cellular component (GO): membrane
Molecular function (GO): carbohydrate:proton symporter activity
Source: RefSeq, a predicted model, not a curated record